ACAGCAGGCAGUUUCAACAUCAACAAAUUAAGAGAUCUUUUCCCUAACUAAUGGCAGCCAUUGUUAAGCUCUCUAUCACUCUCCUUCUAGUUACACUUCUCAGUAAAGAUGUUUAUGGUUGUGACUUGAACAAUAUAACUAUUGGAACAAUAAGGAGUGGGAAUGAAAUACAAGGAAAGCCAGAAUGGAACGUUGUUGUAGUGAACAAUUGUGAUUGUCCUAUGCAAAACUUGUUCUUGUCUUGCAAUGAUUUUCAGACAACAGAACCUGUGGAUCCAUCUGUUUUUAAGCCUACAGGAGACAACACAUGUAUUGUCAACAAUGGCAGUUCUAUACAACCAAAGGAUACUGUCAAGUUUUCUUAUGCUUGGGAUCCUCCAUUUUUUCUAAGGCCAACUUCUGUUGUAACUUUUUGCUGAAUGUAGAAUUAAAACGAUUGAAAUUGAAUUCAAGAUUUGGUUUGGUUCUUUAGUU
Molecule: messenger RNA, 474 nt
Organism: Nicotiana tabacum (common tobacco)
Lineage: Eukaryota; Viridiplantae; Streptophyta; Magnoliopsida; Solanales; Solanaceae
Product: TPD1 protein homolog 1B-like
Biological process (GO): cell fate determination
Source: RefSeq, a predicted model, not a curated record